Molecule: messenger RNA, 921 nt
Organism: Durotheca rogersii
Lineage: Eukaryota; Fungi; Ascomycota; Sordariomycetes; Xylariales; Xylariaceae
Exons: 1
Coding region: 324-893 (189 amino acids)
Cellular component (GO): mitochondrion
Source: RefSeq, a predicted model, not a curated record
CGGCACCUCCGUAGACGCCAAGGAGGUGAAAAAAAAGCCACACUUCCCGCCCCCCACUAAAAGCCAACAUCAAUUACCUACAACUUCACUUGAAUACAACUUCACACACACAUGCAACAUACCUACCUAAGGCAAUAAUCCAAGCUACAUGGGGCUCAUGCUCAUGCGCUCUUCGCGCGAGUCAGACGAGCCACGGCCGUUUCGUGGCAUCUUCUCUCUCGCCCACACGUCCCACCCCAGCACCCAGGCCUAGCUCUGGGCCCUGGUCUCUCGUGCUCCCCUAGGCAUUUCCGGCGCAGAGCAAAGUUGACUGUAGACGGCCGAUGUGGUCCUUUGGCACUACUAUGACCAUGGCAAACGACCGUGAACCUUCCCCGGCUGCCUCUCUGCCUUCACGGUCUUCCCCGCCUCCGCAGUCUGUCCAGCACCCAAUGUCACCGUCUCGACCCCGCCCGUCGCUGCUGUCCCAGCGCUCGCUGAAACAAUUGGGCCUGUUAUUUGCCGGCGCAGGCUUCCUCGCUCUCUCGACCCUGAUCACGAGGCGUGCCGUGGCGCGGAAGCGCAAAAUUACCACGCCGCCCUUCUACCAGCAGAGCAACCGGCCGGUUAGUACGAUGGCGUCUGACGGCUCUGUUAUAGCCAUCGAGGCGAUGAGUCUGGCGACGCUUAAUGUCAUGAGCUUCGCCAUAAUGCUUACUGGUGGCUUUUCGUGGGCAUUCGACGUCUCAAACCUCGACGAUUUAAGGAGGCUGGCGCGGAGGCAUGUUGGCCCUCCGGGUGGUCAAACCGACGAGGAGUCAGAACGGGAGGUCGAGGAGUGGGUGGCUAGGGUCCUAUUAAGGAAGGAGCAGAAGGCAAAGGAAGCCAGAUCAUCGAAGCAGGAUGACGAGUAGCCGGCCCGAGUGGUUCGGGCUGGCGAGG